UCUUCCAGGAAGUGAAAAGACGCUUAUCCAACUUAACAAGAAGCGGUAUUGCGUUGAAAAUUUUAAUAUGACUUCAUUUUGUACAUUUCUUAUUGUUCAUGGAUAUUUACGCCACUUUCAUUAAAAUACGAAGCGGUUCCCACAAACACGAUUUCCUUAAGCCUUGUACUAUUUGGAAACGGAUUAGCAAUGCAGUUUCUUAUUAGUUGCAUCCUUUAUAAUGGAUCUCAUAUAUGAUAUCGAAUUAUGUUUGAACGACAGCGCAGCUUCUGUUACCGCUUGUUGAGCUACGGUGGUUGAGAUGAGGACAUCCUGCUCUGUACUCGUGUAUCCGUUGGACCAAAUAAGUAAACCGAAAUGGGAAUUAAGAUAGUGGUUCGGUUUGCAGCCUUCACAAGAGUCCUUACUCUUCUUUUACAGGCAGUUUUUAAUGCUGUGAUCCCUGAUCAUCCUGCGGAUGCCUUUAGUCCUCCUCGGCUGGAAGACCCAUUGCUCCUGGACGGUCUGGUGGAGACACUCUUUGGUGGCUUGUCCCGGUGGGAUGCUGAGCACUUCCUCUUCAUUGCAGAACGUGGCUACCUGUAUGAGCACAAUUUUGCCUUCUUCCCCCUGUUUCCUGUCACCCUGAGGACGUUGGCCAGCGUCCUCCUGUGGCCCCUGGCUGGCAUGCUGACGGCACGCGGCCGGCUCCUCCUGGCUGUAGUGCUGGCUAACUUUGCGUUCUCUGUCAUUGCUGCUGUGGCCCUGUAUAGACUGGGCUGCCUGGUCCUAGGAGAGCGACGCCUGGCCUUGCUCUCCAGCCUUCUCUUCUGUCUCUCACCAGCCAAUGUCUUCCUGGCUGCUGGCUACUCUGAAAGUCUGUUUGCUGUGCUCACCUUCAGUGGUCUAUGGAUGCUGGAGGGUGGGCGACCUUUCACUGCCAGCGUGCUCCUUGGUCUAGCUACUGCUACUCGGGCCAACGGCCUGGUCAACGUUGGGUUUUUGCUGUAUCUGCCACUGCAGCGGGGGCUUGUCCAGGCCAUCGCUGUCAGCAAGGGGGCAGGGGGGCUGAGCAGGAGUCACCACUAUAUCUCGAUUUCCCUACGUUUCUUGUUCACUGCUACCUUGGGCUCCGCCAUCAUCGUGAUUCCCUUUGCUGCCUUCCAGUAUUAUGGAUACCAAACCUUCUGCACACCCUCUCUCCUCCCAGACACUGUAUCUUCUGCCCUUCUUGACUUGGCUCGGGUUAAAGGUUACAGGAUUCCAGACACAAAGGGACUCUCUCCCGGCUGGUGUUCCUCACGCCCACCGUUACUCUACUCUUACAUUCAGGAUGUGUACUGGGAUGUGGGAUUCCUGCGCUAUUUUCAGCUGAAGCAAGUACCCAACUUUCUACUAGCGCUACCUAUGGCCACAUUAGGUGUGGCUGCAAUUAAGAGCUUUAUUUCAGCCAACCAGGACCUGUGCUUGAGGCUGGGACUCUGGGGUGAUCAACUAAAACCGCAAACAAACAUCCCAUCUGGGUACCACAACCCAAAGGUUUUUGUGUACAUGGUGCACCUCACUGUCCUCUUGGGCUUUGGCGUGUUUUGCAUGCAUGUACAGGUUCUGACCCGAUUCCUUGCCUCUUCAUCUCCCGUGAUCUAUUGGUUCAGUGCGCAUCUUCUGCUUUGCUAUGAGCCCUUGUUGCAGGAAGAUGGAUCUUCUCCUGAUGGCGGGAGACAGGAUCGUACGGACCGCCACCCACGCCUCCUGACAGCAGACUCAAGAGUCCUGCCCCACAAUCUUUUGACUUGCCUGCUGUUUCAUUGGAGGACUUACUCGCCUAUAAGCCGUUGGGUGCUUGGCUACUUCAUCUCCUAUUGGCUGAUAGGAUUGGCGUUGCACUGCAACUUUUUACCGUGGACAUGAUGCUUGCAGUGAAGGUGCCUCUUGAACAGCAAGCAUGUGAAAUGACCAGUUUUUUUCAGAGAUGUCAAAAAAUGCAUCACCGCACAGUGUUUCAGAAACAUUGGUAGCUCUAUGGAAUUAUGGGAAUAAUGAAAUAGCGUCCUGCCCAUUAGAAGAAUAUGGAGUAUUAGUGUGAAAAUCCUGUAGUUAGGGAAUAUUUGAAUUGCAUCUGUGUUUUAGAAACUGUAAAGAACUUACUUUCAGGGCUAGACUCUGCUGGCUUACAAAUCAGGAGUUUUGCAGCCUUACCUUUUGGAAAAUUGUUUAUGGUGUAAUUUACCAUCCUGGGUGUAGAAGAGUGGGAAAGCAGGCAUGUCCGUUUUCAGGGAACUGCUACAGUCAGCAUCCAGUGGUGUAAAUGGGUAAGAUGCAAGUGAACUGAAUAUAGAUGAGUAUAGCAAAGUCUCUACCUUCCUAUUUGCUGUAUCAGUCUGUUCAUUCGGAUUAUUGGGGCGACGUUUCCAGCUCAGCUGAGAGGUAUUUUAAUGAUACAUGACGUUUCUCAUGAUCUCAUGAGUUUUUUUAUGAUACAUCGUCUGGAAUAAAUAUGUUUAUUUUUCUUAAUUUUUUUAAUCUAAUAAGAUACAUUUUUGCAAUAAAGAGUGUUAAUGCCUUUUUGAUGAA
Molecule: messenger RNA, 2553 nt
Organism: Brienomyrus brachyistius
Lineage: Eukaryota; Metazoa; Chordata; Actinopteri; Osteoglossiformes; Mormyridae
Gene: pigv
Product: phosphatidylinositol glycan anchor biosynthesis, class V
Exons: 3
Coding region: 358-1890 (510 amino acids)
Biological process (GO): GPI anchor biosynthetic process
Cellular component (GO): endoplasmic reticulum membrane; mannosyltransferase complex
Molecular function (GO): alpha-1,6-mannosyltransferase activity; GPI mannosyltransferase activity
Source: RefSeq, a predicted model, not a curated record